CGAGGUUAUAAAUACAAUCCAAAACCACUUGUAGAUUUAGAUUUACUUUAGUUUUCUAACAGUUCACACACUGACAAUUGAACAGUUUAUUUUGAAAGUGCUAUGUCGGACGCAGUUGUCGAAAAUAGGAUUAUGAAUUCACCAAACAAAAUGGAGAAAAAAGAUUCUGCUUACAAAAGAAGCAACAAACCAUUCAUGGAAAAGAAGAGACGGGCAAGAAUUAACAACUGCCUGACACAGUUGAAGACCCUGGUGCUCCAAGCCAUGAGAAAAGAUACCAACCAGUAUUCUAAACUAGAGAAAGCAGACAUCUUAGAAAUGACGGUAAAACACUUACGUCAGCUUCAACGUCAACAGGUUUCCCAGGCAAUGACGUGUGACCCUACCGUCGUGACGAAAUACAAGGCCGGAUUUAACGAAUGUGCAAAUGAGGUUAUGAGGUACCUCGGCUCGGUACAGGGCGUUGAGGGAGAAACCAGAAACAGACUGGUAAAUCAUUUGGGAAACAUCGUCUCUCAGUUAAAUAAUCAAACUUCAGAACAGUGCCAACAGCCUCUAAACGUUCAAAUACCUCCGCAAUCAAACCAGCAAGGACUACACAGUGUUCAAAACGGCUGCCUCCUCAUGCCAGCCGUUCAUACGUCACCAUUAGUGCUACAACAAGUGCAAAAUGUAAACGUUUCAAACAUGUACAAUCAGGGACAUAAUUCACAACCGCACCAACAGCGCAAUCACGGAAAUACUGCGCAGAUGUGCGGCUCGUUUCAAAUAGUGCCUAAUACAAAUUCGCCGUCCGCGGUUGCUGUAUAUCUUGGACAAUCACAACCAAUGCAACAAAAUGUUCACACCUCGCCAGCUCCAGCAUGCAACCAAGCAGUACCAUUAUACACCACAAGAACGCCACCAAGAACAAAAGCCAGUCUGAAAGCUUAUGACUCUUCCGCGUUUUCACAAGUUUCAAAUUCAGACAUUUCAAACUCAUCGUCGCCAUCUUGUUCGCCGUCAUCACAGGAAAUGUCGUCAUAUACAGCCUCGCAAAUGGACUUAAAUUUACAAGGACUUGUUAAAUAUGGUAGAACACCGAGUCCAUUAAAAGUUGAAGAUGUAUGGCGGCCCUGGUGAGCCUUAACUUUGUUAAAAAACGGUAAUACGAUAACUUCUCAGCGACUUUGUGAACUUGUACUUUUUUUUCACACAACUAAUGUUGACUAAUUCUUAAUAUGAUACAAAAAUCCAAGAAUAUGAUGAUCAGACGUGCGCUAGAUCUUCUUUAUACAUAACUGUGUAACGUCACGUUACGUUACAAAUACGUUACACUAUUUUACUAACACUUUAGUGCUUUGAAACACGUCCUGGAGACAGUGUUACGUAGUGACUAUGAUAAAAAAUAAAAGUGCAUUAUUUGUUAAAAUUGUUACAUUGAAAAUGUUUUUUAUAAUUGUUGCGAAAUAGAAAAUAUGAAAACCCUUACAA
Molecule: messenger RNA, 1473 nt
Organism: Mercenaria mercenaria
Lineage: Eukaryota; Metazoa; Mollusca; Bivalvia; Venerida; Veneridae
Product: transcription factor HES-4-B-like
Exons: 3
Coding region: 103-1122 (339 amino acids)
Biological process (GO): anterior/posterior pattern specification; regulation of neurogenesis; regulation of transcription by RNA polymerase II
Cellular component (GO): nucleus
Molecular function (GO): DNA-binding transcription factor activity, RNA polymerase II-specific; RNA polymerase II cis-regulatory region sequence-specific DNA binding; protein dimerization activity
Source: RefSeq, a predicted model, not a curated record